AGAGAGAGGCUCUGCACCACACCCUCACACGCACACACAGGCUCAGAAGAGAGGAACUUCAGGACAGCUCAACUCACAGCACCAUUUCAUCAGGUCGAACCCGUGUAACCUACCAGAAUGUCGGAUGCAGUGCCAGUGGCCUUCAGAAGCAUCGCCCAGAAACCUGGGCUGCAGAUCUGGACCAUUGAGAAAAUGAAAAUGGUCCCAGUCCCUGCACAAGCCUAUGGGAAUUUCUUCGAAGGAGACUGCUACAUUGUUCUCUGUGGACGGCAGAGCUCCUCUCAGCUCUCUUUUGAUCUGCAUUACUGGAUCGGGAGCCAGUCCUCUCAGGAUGAGCAGGGGGCGGCUGCCAUCCUGGUGACCCAGCUGGAUAAUUACCUGGGGGGGAGCCCCAUCCAGUACAGGGAGGUGCAGGACUGUGAGUCAGUCAAAUUCAAGAGCUACUUCAAGAACGGCAUUGUCUAUAAGAAGGGUGGUUUGGCGUCAGGGUUCAAACAAGUCGAGACAAACAUGUACAACAUCAAGCGGCUGCUGCACGUCAAGGGGAGGAAGAAUUUCUCAGCCACGGAGGUUGACGUCUCCUGGAACAGUUUCAAUGUGGGAGAUGUUUUCCUGCUGGACAUGGGCAAGGUGAUUGUCCAGUGGAACGGGCCUGAAAGCAACCACCCCGAAAGGUUAAAGGGGAUGACGCUGUCCCAGGAUAUCCGGGACAGGGAGCGAGGUGGGCGCGCUCAGAUUGGUGUCGUCGAUGGAGACAAUGAAGCCGCCUCCCCCGAACUGAUGAAAAUCAUGACAGCAGUGUUGGGGCAGAGGACAGGGAGCCUCAAGCCAGCUACCCCAGAUAACAGACCCGACCUGUAUCAGAAGUCAAAUGUGCGGCUCUACCAUGUUUCAGAUUCAAGUGGAAACUUGGUCGUCCAGGAGAUAGCCACACAGCCACUGACUCAGGAUCUGCUCAACUCUGAUGACUGCUACAUUGUGGAUCAGGGGGGGGUGAAGAUCUUCGUGUGGAAGGGGAAGAAUGCUGCCACUCAGGAGAGGCAGGCUGCUCUUGGGAGAGCUGAGGGCUUCAUCAAAGCAAAGAACUACCCAUCCACAACCAACGUGGAAAUCAUGAACGAGGACGCUGAAUCUUCCAUGUUCAAGCAGCUCUUCAAGACAUGGACAGAGAAGGGGCUGACGCAGGGGCUGGGCAAGACCCACUCAGUGGGCAGGAUUGCUAAGGUCGACCAGGUCAAGUUCGAUGUCAUGGAGCUGCAUGCCAGACCUGACCUUGCUGCAAGAGAGAGGAUGGUAGAUGAUGGCUCUGGGAAAGUGGAGGUGUGGAGGAUUGAGGAGCUGGAGCUGAAGGCGGUGGAUCCCAAUACCUACGGGCAGUUCUAUGGAGGAGACUGUUACCUGGUGCUGUACACGUAUUCGCGAGGCCAGAAACCCCACUACAUUCUGUACAUGUGGCAGGGGCUGCAAGCUUCUCAAGACGAGAUCACAGCGUCUGCGUACCAGGCUGUGAACCUGGACAACAAAUACAACGGGGAGCCAGUGCAGGUGCGAGUGACCAUGACCAAAGAGCCGCGCCACUUCCUGGCCAUCUUCAAAGGGAAGCUCAUCAUUUUCCAGGGCGGUACAGGACGCGGAGGGAAGGCAUCUCAGGACCCUGCUUACAGACUGUUCCAGGUUCGAGGCACUGAUGAAUAUAACACUAAAGCAAGCGAGGUCCCGGCCCGUGCCUCCUCCCUCAACACCAACGACGUGUUUGUUCUCACAGCUGACCACGUCUGCUACCUGUGGUGUGGGAAGGGCUGCAGUGGGGAUGAGCGAGAGAGGGCAAAGAGUGUGGCCGACAUCGUCUCCAAACGGGACAAGCAGACUAUCCUGGAAGGACAGGAGCCUGCAGACUUCUGGGUAGCUCUCGGAGGGAAAGCACCCUACUGCAGUGAUAAGAGGUUCCAGGAGGAGAAGCCGCAGCGGGUGCCACGCCUCUUCGAAUGCUCCAAUCAGACUGGCCGCUUCAUGAUGACAGAGGUCUUUGAUUUUGCCCAGGAGGACCUCGAUGAGGAGGAUGUGAUGCUUCUGGAUACCUGGGAGGAGAUCUUCCUGUGGAUCGGUAAAGCUGCCAAUGACGUUGAGAAGAAGGAGUCCCUGACCUCUGCCACAGAGUACCUGAGGACACACCCAGCGCAGCGAGACCCUGGCACACCCAUCACCACGGUGACACAGAGCCACGAACCGCUCACCUUCACUGGCUGGUUCAGUGCCUGGGACCCUCACAAGUGGAGCGAUUCCCGCUCCUAUGAGGACAUAAAGAACAGCUUGGGGGAUGCCUCUGCAAUCUCCCAGAUCACUGUGGAUCUUAACAAGACAGAUCUGAACAGAGGAAAGGGAGGUGCUUCCAAAAGCCCUGCCAGUGGAUACAGCGCCCCUGGAGGUCCCAGCACUCCAUCAGACACGGCUACAAAGAACAAGCCUCACAGUGUCAGGACAGACAAGACUGACGGGAGGAGUCCUGCUGCGCCCAAUGGCAGGGCCACAGGAUAUGACCCGGAGCUGCUCAUCAACAAAACAGCAGAGGAGCUGCCAGAGGGGGUGGACCCCUCCAGGAAAGAGGACUAUCUGUCGGAUGCUGACUUUGAGAACUUGCUGGGCACGACCCGUUCUGAAUUCAGCACCAUGCCAGCCUGGAGGCAGAAGCAUUUAAAGAAAACAUCUGGCCUUUUCUGAGAGGUGCUACCAAUUCAGAGCCACGCGUCCCACAAAGAAAGCAGCUGCAUGAUUGGGCUAUCACAUGACUCCAUGUUCACUGGGACAGUUCAGACUUUUCAACUCACAUCGCAAUGC
Polyodon spathula (Mississippi paddlefish) is the source of this 2835-nucleotide messenger RNA. Its product is annotated as villin-1-like. The coding region runs from base 118 to 2718 and encodes 866 amino acids. Gene Ontology annotation, molecular function: actin filament binding; phosphatidylinositol-4,5-bisphosphate binding. The transcript is spliced from 20 exons. The record is from RefSeq and is a predicted model, not a curated record. Gene Ontology annotation, cellular component: actin cytoskeleton; cytoplasm. NCBI's taxonomy places the organism in Eukaryota, Metazoa, Chordata, Actinopteri, Acipenseriformes, Polyodontidae. Gene Ontology annotation, biological process: actin filament severing; actin polymerization or depolymerization; barbed-end actin filament capping.